Molecule: messenger RNA, 2289 nt
Organism: Cyphomyrmex costatus
Lineage: Eukaryota; Metazoa; Arthropoda; Insecta; Hymenoptera; Formicidae
Exons: 4
Coding region: 1-2289 (762 amino acids)
Source: RefSeq, a predicted model, not a curated record
AUGUUUCUUAAAGUGCAUACAGAUCGCCAGGCAAUGCCAAUUGAUUGUACAGAAUCGAUGGAGAUCACCCAUAAAUAUGAUACAUAUAAAACUCAAGAGAAUAAUCAUAAUUCUCAUCAUAGUCAAUUACAUAAACAUGUUGAAGAGAACAAAAAUACAUCAGACAUUUUGCGAAAUGAUCGUGCCGUUGACGAUCACUCCUUUAUAGCUGAUGGUUUUAAGGACCCUCCUGUGAGAAAAGAUCACAAGUGUGAUAGUUCUCGUAUGACUAGAGACGCGCAAAUUCAAACCUCGAACAAAAAGAAUUUGCGACGAAGAAAAAUUAAGAGAAAAUUGAAGCCGACCACCGAAAGAAUCUCUCAUCGCAAUCAUUGCGAUAACGAACCGCAAAUUGUCGCGAAUUUUCACGAUAGUUUACAUAGUUCAAGCAGAGAGGGCUAUCACCACGAACCAUGGCUUCGCGUUCGGGCUCUGGAGAACAAACGCGCCGAGUAUAUCAAUAAAUUCACGGCCGUGAAUAGGCAGAUAGAGGAGAUAACGGCAACGCUACGGGAAACCUGCUGCAGUGGCGAGAGUCCGCGAAGUAAUCUGGAGAACCGUGAUGAAUACUUUUCAUCAAUAUCCGACGACACGAAAGUAAAUUGGGGUGGCGUCGAAAACAAGUCGACGAUUGCGAGAGAAAAAAAUACGUCGAAAGAAAAAAAUGGUCUGGUAAACGUUAAAAAGAUCGUCGGAGAAUUGAAAAGUGACACAAGUAAAAAUGCGUCCGAGGUUUUGCACGUAGAUAGCCGCAAUAAUGAAACGGUCUUCUCUGCAAAGGAUAGUGUUUCUUUCUCGAGAAAUCCAAACGAUUCUUUCGAACGUGACAUUGUACCAGCAACGGAGACAGUUUAUUUUUCAAAUAGAAUUUCUAUACAGAACAAGACGAAGACGAAAUGUCAUUUUAACAAACAACUGUCACUCGAUCUAGAUGUUAUAAACAACGAGAACGAUGAGCUUCAGGAAUUGUCUAUUAAAAAUGAAUUCCUUGAUAAAGUUUAUCCAAAAAAUAAUUUUACAAUCUUAAAUAAUGACACGCACAAGAGAGAUUUAGCUGAAAAUCCUGCCGCUUUGAAAAAAUCGAGAUAUUACAUGAAGACCAUUGAGGAGAAGGUAGGCGACGUAGCUAUCCUGGAGGACAUUAAGAGAAGGAUCGACAGAGACUUCGAUGAUCCACCAGGCGAGAGGAGCGAAAACGACACGGAGGAGUUUAUCACCGUUUCUCAGAGAAACAGUAAUCUUGAUCAUCACGUCAUCGGUGUGUCCUCAAUGACGAUAAUUGAGAAAUCCAAAUCCACGCCGUUGAUCGUCGCGACGAAUCUCGAGCCGACAGAGACACAAAUUCACGGCUCGAUGUCAGUUGAUGCUAUAAGCGAGUGCUCGAACAAGAAUUCUGCCCUUUCCAAGUACUUCUCCUGCACGCAAAUUCCGAGCCAGGUGUCGUUAAUGGAGAACAAGGACGAGCUCGCUGUCAAGGCUGUGGAUUGUAGCGUGAUUGAAUCGUAUUCAAAUCUACAUUCGAAUUACCAUUAUUACGAUUCGCGUUCGAACUUCAGUCUGAAUAAUUAUUCGCUUUCGAACUUAGACCCCAGUCUCGAUUGUUCGCUUUCCAGCUUCGACUAUAUCUCGCGUUACGAUUCAUCCGUGCAGUACGCCACUCCAAAUAAAUCUUUAAUUGAUAUGGAGAAUGGAGAGAAAGAAUGGCGAGCUGGGAAACGGUAUACGGCCGAUUCCACGUUUGAGACGUCGAAGUCGUCGAGAUACAUCGGUUCGAUAGACUCGGGCGUAUUCAGCUCAUCUUUAAUCGAUCUUUAUCCCGCCGAGAGGUCCUUUCAUGCCGGCAAAUCGACAUUUGAAAAGAAACGCCGCGAUGGGAAACUCGAUAGAGCAUCGACUGCCGUUGAUUCCGGCUCGGAUAGUAGUUAUACCAACGACACGCUCGAUCGGAAGGUGAAUGACGUCGUGAGAGACCUUACGAAGAAUUUGAUACUUUGCGAGAGGAGGGCGAAAAUAAAACUGAGAGCGAGAAACACGCGUUACUCUCAAGACGUCCUGUCGCACGCUUACAAUUUUAGCAGAAAUCUCUACGACACUUGCGGCGACUUCUUCAACUCAUCUCUGUCAUCCAGCGAAGACGAAAGAAUCGUCAGUAUCUCCACGCCGUCACUCUUGUCGUUAUCGGAUUCCGAAAUUGAAGAUUUUGAAUCAAGAUGUCAACGUGUCUGUCGUUCAAAUUCAAUUCAGAUAUGA